Uloborus diversus is the source of this 1127-nucleotide messenger RNA. RefSeq names its product transcription factor Sox-21-B-like. Gene Ontology annotation, biological process: cell differentiation; regulation of DNA-templated transcription; anatomical structure morphogenesis. The record is from RefSeq and is a predicted model, not a curated record. Bases 6 to 1127 code for a protein of 373 amino acids. NCBI's taxonomy places the organism in Eukaryota, Metazoa, Arthropoda, Arachnida, Araneae, Uloboridae. The transcript has 2 exons. Gene Ontology annotation, molecular function: DNA-binding transcription factor activity, RNA polymerase II-specific; RNA polymerase II cis-regulatory region sequence-specific DNA binding.
UAAAGAUGAUGCAUUCUGGUAUCAAUCUUAUGCAGAACGUCAGCAAUAUGAUACCGCAACAUAAUCAUAGUAUGUCUUCCAAUAAUUCCGCUUCCAGUAAAAGUCAACAACAGCACAUCAGGAGGCCCAUGAAUGCAUUUAUGGUUUGGUCCCGAGCCCAGCGAAGGAAGAUCGCCCUCGAAAAUCCCAAGAUGCACAACUCCGAAAUAAGUAAACGACUUGGCGCGGAGUGGAAAACAUUGUCAUCUGACGAGAAACGUCCAUUUAUUGACGAAGCCAAGCGCCUGCGCGAGCAACAUAUGCGUGAUUAUCCUGAUUAUAAGUACCGUCCUCGCCGAAAGCCCAAGCCAGCUGUUAAACCGACUGAACCAGUAAUGCCUUAUGGAUUGCCAUACUUCCAGCCUGCUUUGGACGCAAGAGCAUUCAUUGCAAAUCAACAGGUGGGAGCCUACGAUGCCGAAAACAGAGCCAACAUCGUCAGCAACCCGUUGACAUCUUAUGGAAUGCCUUUUGCCCACUAUCCUCCCAGCAGUUAUAGUUCCGAGCCAUCAGCUGAGGCGCAACAGGGAUCGCCCACACCACAGCAACAGGCAGCCAACAACUUCUCGUCGUAUAAGUUCUUCCCGUACAACACAGCUCACCAAAGUGCCUUUGCCGGAGAGAUGAUGAGCCGCAGUGAGCCCAACAGCAGCACCAGCAGUCCGUCCAUGACCCAGCACAGCAGCCCAGAGCCUCAUCAACAGCACGUCCCGACGACAGCCCCACGACAUCCUAUGAUCCCGACGACCAUGCCCACGUCCAUUGCCAUGAACUUUCCGACUUACGGUUUCAAGCCCGAGAUGACAAAUCCUGCGAUGUCCUAUGGAAUGCAUAUCCCCUACAGUUCCCAGUACGGAUCGUCUGCAAACGGACCAUCCCCUGCUCCCGAAUCUCCCGCCCAAGGAUCCGUCCACGGAAGCAGCAGUGGCAGUGUCGUAAAAAGUGAGCCUUUGGACAGUUCGAGUAGCACAAGUCCAGUUGGACAACAAACACCGCCAAUGUACUGUAUGCCUCCUAUGUACGGAAUGACUUCAGAAUACAUUUCCGCUCUUCCUCCUACAUGUACGACUACGCUUCAUCAACUUUAA